Molecule: messenger RNA, 339 nt
Organism: Adineta steineri
Lineage: Eukaryota; Metazoa; Rotifera; Eurotatoria; Adinetida; Adinetidae
Source: the annotation of a GenBank genome assembly
AUGAUGCUGUCUUUUCGUCAAGAUUCUAGUUAUUGGUGUUUGGAUGACAUUUCAGUCACGUACAAUGGGGUACAGCUGUGGCAAGAUGGUGGUUUUGAAGCGAGUCCAUUAACUUCAUAUUAUACUUACUGUAAUCUGAAUGGAGCUAGUAGUGAUAACGGUGCUAUAUCAACCAAAUGUGUUAAUUCAGGUAGCUAUUGUUAUCACGAUGGCUCAUAUACAUAUUCGGAUUAUCUCAGUCAAGCGUUUACAACAGUAAUCAGUGGAAGUUAUAACAUUAGUUUUUGGUUAGCCAACCAAGGUGGCACUCCGAAUAGUGCCCUGGUGAUCAUUGGUUAA